This is a messenger RNA of Adineta steineri, 6773 nucleotides long. The record is from the annotation of a GenBank genome assembly. NCBI's taxonomy places the organism in Eukaryota, Metazoa, Rotifera, Eurotatoria, Adinetida, Adinetidae.
AUGUUUGAAGCAGUUAUAGCCUCAUUAUUGAAAGGUUAUGUUGCUCGUUAUGUUGAUAUAAAUGCUGAUCAAUUAUCUGUUCAAUUACUUUAUGGUCGACCUAUUGUUGUUGAAAAUUUAACAUUUAAUAAAACUGAACUUAAUAAUGAUAUUCGAACAAAAUUAAAAUUACCUAUUGAAAUUGAAUCUUUACAUGUUGGUAAAAUUCAAUGUUCAUUUGUCUGGAGUUCAUUAUUUUUUCGUUCAUCAUCAGCAGCAUUUAUUAUUAAAGUUGAACAUGUACGUGCUAUUAUAAAACCAAUUAUUCUUGAUGAUAAUGAUAAUCAAACAGAAGAAUUAAUUGAAGAAGAUGAAAUAUUAAAAAAACAAAAUCAUUUAGAUUUAUCUGAACAACAAUUAGAAAAAGAAUUUGAAUUUCUUGGAGAAGUUAAAUCAUCAUCAUGGAGUUUAAAACGUUUAAUAUUAUCAUUUUUAGAAAAAAUUCAAGUACAAAUUAUUGAUGUACAUAUUAGUUAUGAAAGUUUUACAUCUGAUAAUACACCUUAUACAGUUGGAUUAUCAUUUGAUAAUAUUCAAAUAUCAAAUGAAUUAUCCAAUGAAAAUAUGAAUAGGAAAAUUUUUCAAAUACAUAAUCUUGCUCUUUAUGCUGAUACAAAUACGAAUAAAGAUCAAUCAUCAUCAUCAUCUGUUCAUUCAUAUAUUUUAUUACCAUCAAAUUCAAUAAAAAUUUAUUUAACACAUAAUUAUUUACGUUCAGCAUUAGUUAAUCGUCGACAACCACGUUAUGAACUUGAAUGGACAUUUGAUGAUUUAAGUUUAAAAUCAAGUAUUGAACAUAUUAAAGUUUUAUCUGAUGUUACUCGUUUUAUACAAUAUUCAAAUACACAUAGAAAAUUUAUAACUGAUCCAAGUCGACCACAUAUGAAAAUAUCUAAACAAUCAGCUAAAUUAUGGUGGCGAUAUAUAACUUUAGUUCUUAUACGAACCCAAAAUUAUUUAAAAACACCUGUUUCAAAUGAACAAACACAUACAACAACAAAUUUUUGGUUUAAUUCAAAUAUAUUAAACAAACGUUUAACACAAUUAAUAACAUAUAAACGUUUAUAUCGUUUAUAUCUUGAUAAUAAAUAUUUAAAACGUUCAACAAUAAAUAAUUUUACUCAAGCAGAUCGAUUAAUUAUGAAUGAAAUUGAAAUGGAUUUUAAUCUUGAUUGUUUAAUUCGAAUUCGUCGAGUUAUAUUUCGUAAACGUGCUAAUGAAAAAUUUAGUUUAGUUAAUAAUCAAAAUCAAACAGCAAAUAAUGAUGCAACUGGGUCAUGGUAUAUGAGUUAUGCUAAAUGGAUAAGUUCAAAAACAGUUGAUCUAUGGAAAACAACAACACCGACUGAUAUCAAUCAAGCAAUUAUUUCAAGUACAACACCUAUAAUACCAUUGAAUGAAAAUGAUGAAAAAUUACAAGAACAAGUCAAUACUUUUAUAGCACAAUCAUUAGAAGAUGAAGAUCUAUCACAACAUCGUCGAGAUGCUUUAUAUUUACGUUUAAAAUUUGUAUUGAAAUCUGUUCAAAUUGAUUUAUCAUCGAAUGAUGAAAUCCUUUUUAAUUUUUCAUUGAAUAAUGUAUCUGUAUUAACGGAAUUAAGACCAAGACAUCAAUCAAUAUUAUUUUAUUUACGAUUAGAUGAUUUAAAUAUUUGUGAUCGAUUAAGAACAGAUGCAUUUUCAAAUAUUGUUUGUCCAAAACAACGAUCACAAGAUUCAUCUGUUGGUGCACAACGUGCUCCAGUUUUUGAAUUAUCAUAUGAAACAAAUGUUCCAGGACGAGAAUCAAAAACAAAACGACUUUCAUUUGCCAUUGCUAUUCGUAGUCGUGGUCUUUGUUUUGUUUGUUGUCCUAUAUCCGUUGAACGUCUACGUAAUUAUUUCUCAUCUGCAUUUACUGAACCAUCAUCAAUACCAACAUCAUCAUCAUCAAUUCUUCAACAUUGGACACAAUUAAAAGAACGUACAACUAAACAAUUAAAAUCUGCCAUUGAUCAAAUCUUUUCUCCAAUAACAUCAACUAAAAUGACUUCAUCAAAUGUAAAACAUAUCAAACAAGGUCAAAGAAGAUAUAAAAAGAGAUUUGAUAUCUAUCUUGAUAUUUGUGCACCACAAAUGAUUAUUCCUCAAUCAUCGGAUCGUGCUCUAAUUAUUGAUUUUGGUUAUUUAACAUUUAUCAAUGAUGAAUAUAAAAAAUCUUCGUGUCCAUUAAAAAACUGUGAUAUGCAUAAUACGGGUUCAACAUCACCAUCACCAAUAACAAAUUAUUUUCAACAACGUCCAUAUUUUUUCAAUGAACAACGCACAUCACCUGUUUCAUCAGCAAUUAUUGAAGAUGAUGAUGAAGAAUUUUUAACACCUGACAGUUCACCAUUAGCAACUGAUGGUUUACUUGAAACCGAAACAACAAAUUAUCCCGUUAAUAUCAUUCCAAGAGAACAAAGUUUAUCUCCUACAAAUGACACAAAAGAUCUUAUAUAUUCAUCAUUUUCAUUAUCAUUAUGUGAUAUGCAACUUGGCUAUUUAACUUAUACAGAUAAUCAAUCAAAAAAUAAUCUUUCAUCAAUUAUUGAAAAAUUUGGUGUUUGUUUUUUAAUUCAAUAUCGAACAGUACAAACAUUUGAUCCAUUAUGGCCAUUAAUAAAAGUUUCAGGUACAUUACCAAAAGUAAUUAUACAUCUUGAUCCAUCUUGUAUUGAAAUAUUAUGUGGUACAAUUAAUAAUUGGGGAUCAUUUAUUGAAAAUUUAACUUCAUCAAUUGUAUCACAAUCUGAUAUAACAACAAAUAAAAAGACUAUUGAUGAAUUAAGUGCACGUUUAGCACUUGGUUUUCGUAUUAAUGAAAUCAGUAUACAAUUAAGUGAUGAUUUACGUGCAUUGACAGAAAUACGUAUACAAAAUAUUGAUUUAACAUUAAUGAAUCAUAUUCAUUCAAAUAUUGUUUCAUUUAGUGUACAUACAUUAAUGAUUAUUGAUGCUUUACAAAAUCAUGGAAAAGAUUAUGAAUUAAUAUUAACAAGUAAUCGUGCAUUAGAUAUAAAUACUCAAACAGGUACAUUAUAUGAAUCAAAUAAAUAUUUAUCAAAUAUUGAAGAUGAAUAUUUAAUACGUGUUAAUAUACAAUCAGCAACUGAUUUACAAACAAAUGAAAAUUGUUUGACAGUUGAUAUACAUGUUAAUAAAUUACAUUUUCUAUUUAAUCCUGAAACAUUAUCAAUAUUAACAAAUUUUUUUGUUAAUAUUAUUUAUCGUAUGAAAACACUUCUUCGACAAAAUAAUAUUAAAGAAGAAAAUGAAAUAGUAACAAGAAUUGAAAAGAAAAGAACAACAAGAUUUCAAAUCAAUAGUGAAUUUCAAGAAUUAAGUAUUUUAUUUACAAAUGUUAUCACAAUAAAAUCUAUAGGUAGAAGAGUUUUGGGAACUAAACUUGAAAAAAUAGCUGCAGCUAGAAUAAAACAAGCAUCAUGUAAUAUUUUUCUUGAACCAUCAACAAUGAUUGAAGCUGAAAUAUGUGCUUUACAAAUAUUUAAUCUUUUACAUGAUACAUCAAUUAUAACACAUAAUGAACAAUCAAGUGCAAUUAUUGAUUUUGGAAUUGAAGAUAAAAAAUAUACGAAUCAAGAGAAAGUUUUACCUAGUAAAGCAUUUCAUCUUGUAUAUACAGAUAAUAAUAAUGGUGUUGAAGAUUUAGUUAUUGAAAUGGCGUCAGUUUGUUAUACACAUUCACCAAAAAUUAUUUUUAAAAUUGAAACAAUUCUUAAUUAUAUGGCUCAACAUUGUCAUUCAAAAAUAGCUAUUGAAAUGGAAAAAAUGAAACAAAAUAUGAUUAAACAAGGAUCUAUAUUACUUAAUCAAUAUGUUCAUCCAAAUGAAUCUAUUUUCGAAACUGUAGAACCAACUCGUCAAUUAAAUUUAAGUAUCGUUCUUGCUACACCAAUUUUAAUUUUUCGUCCUCAAUCAAAAUCAGUUUCAACAAAUGCUCGACUUGUCUUUCAUCUCGGUGAUAUUCAUGUUGAAAAUUCUGAAAAUCAUUCAUCAAUUUAUGAAAUAAAAAUUAAUGAUCUGAAUUUAUUUUCUGUUGAUCUUGAACAUGAAUUUCGUCAAAGUCAAGGAGUAAAUCUUAUACGAAUGUAUAAAAAUCCUCGUUCACCAUUACCUAUACUUGAUAAUAUAUCUAUUCAUCUUAAUCUUAAAUUAACUGAUACAUCAACAACAAUCGAUUCAAAAUUAGUUUCAUCUGUUCAAAUGUUUCUUGGUAAACAUCAAAUAACAUUAUUACAAAAUAUAAUUAGUUCAUUGACAUACAAUGAAAAUGAUCAAAUCGAUACACCAAAUACAAAUAUGACAGAUGAAGAAUCAUUAUUAUUAUUUGAUGAAGAAGAAAUAAAUCUUCCAUUAAAUGAAACAACAACACAAACAAAAUUUAAAACAUUUGCAAUACAUUUUCAAUUACCAGAAUUAAUUCUUGCAUUUCAAUCUGAUUUAGAUUUAAAACCAACCAAAGUAUGUGAAGCAAGUUUUGGACAAUUUCAUAUGUCAAUUGAACAAUUACAUCCAUUUUGUAAAAAUAUUUCACUUCAACUUAAUUCGCUACAUAUUAAUGAUAAUUUAAUUAAAGUUGAUGAAUGUCUUUUUUCAACACGUUGUCGAAAAAAUUCAUCGUCAAAUUAUUUUCGUAAUGAUCAUAUGAUGUCAUCAUCAGUUCCAAUAGAAAAAUAUCAAAUACAUGAUGAUUAUGCUUCAAAUUCCGUACCGGCAUAUAUGGAAUCAACGAAUAGUUCAACAUGGACAUUAGCAUCAUCAACAUCAUCGAUAAGAACAGCUACAAUAUCAACAACACCAUCAUUUAUUGAUAUAAAUAUAACAUUAAUGGAUAAAAAACAUGAAAAUUACAAUGGAUUUAAUAUUAUUGCCGAUGCACAAUUUGGUGAAGUUAAUAUUAAAUUUAUUAUUUCAACAUGGGUUAUGUUAUUUGAUAUUAUUGGUUUAAUUGGAGGUACACCAUCAUCAACAACUACAGAUAUUCGAGAAAAUAAAGAAUUUACUUCAACAUCCGAUACUGAUUUUAUGCAAAUAAACAUUCAUAUUGAUGCUGUAUCUUGUCUUCUACAAGAUGAUCAUAUUCCACCAAUAAAUAUUUCACUUCAACGUUUCGAUUGUCAAAUUCAAAAUUUUCUUACAAUUGAAAAAGCCAUAAAAACACUUAUUAUCAAUGGUAAACUUGGUUCGGUUUCAAUUCAUGACUUAUCAUUAUUUGGUCAAUUAUAUGAAGAACGUUUUUGUACAAGUGGUACAAAUGCACUUUUAUUUACAUAUACAAAAGAAGAAGAUCUUAUACCAAUAAGUUCAUCCAAUUUUCCAUCACGUUUACAACUUUAUUUGCGUAUGACAUCCGUUCAAUAUAUUCAUACACAACGUUUUCUAAUGGAUCUUAUUCAUUUUUUUGAUCGGUUUCAACAUGAUCAAGAUUGUUAUAAUCGUAUAAGAUCAGCAGCAGCUGGACAAACUAUAUCAUGUUCAGCUGGACGAUCAACAGGUAUUGAACUUGAUAUUGAAGCUGAAAGUCCAAUAUUGAUUUUACCUGAAUAUGCACUUAAUAAACCUGUUAUUAUUCUUCAUCUUGGAAAUAUAAUUAUAAAAAAUCGUUUUCUUUUCGAUAAUGAACCAGAUACAUUAAGUUCAAUUCUGAAUAAACCAAAAGAAUCAAAUUGUUUACUUGAUGUUAUAUCUGUUCAAUUUCAAGAUACAUUACUUUAUUCAGCUACUUAUUGUAAAUUAGAUACAAAUAUAAAACCUACAGUUAAAUUUACUAAUUUUGGUUUUCAUACAAUACGUGAUGAUAUAUCAUCAAUGUUACGUGAACGUUGUUAUUUUAAUAUUCAUAUUGAACGUAAUCUUGAUAGUUCAUUAAAUCAUUCAUCACCAACAUAUAGUAUUAAAGCUGAUCUUUUCUCAAUUGAUAUACUUCUUGAUACAUAUCAAUAUUCACUUAUUCGUGGUAUACUUGCAUAUAAUAUUGGUGAACAAUUAGAACAACCAACACGACCAGCAAUGAUGAUUGAUGAUCCAUUAUGUGUAUCAACAAUCUUAACUGGUAAUGUUUAUAUUGAUAUGAUAUUUAUAAUUCAAAUGGAUAAUGUUGGUUUUGAAAUAUUUAUUCCAAAUGAUUCUAAACGUUAUUCAUUAGGUUAUUGUGCAUUUUUAAAAUCAAAUUUUUCAUUUGAAAAAUAUUCAAAUAAUAAUCAAGUACUUGAUUUAACAUGUUCAUCGAUUAAAUUAACUGAUACACGAAUUGAGAAUACAAAUCAAUUUCGUGAUAUACUUACAUCAUCAUCAUCAAUGGCAACAAGUAAAAGUCAAAUGCAAUUAGAAAUACAUUUAUUUACAUCAAAAACUGAUGAUAAAUAUACAAUUGUAUUAAAUCAUACAAGAAUAUUAUUUAUUAUUGAUUGGUUACUUAAAUUAAAAGAUUUUCUUAAUUCAUUUCAACAAAUUCCACAACAAACAAAUCCAAUUCAAUCUAUGACAAUACCAGUUGAAACAAAAAAACUUUUUGAAUUACGUUUAAAUUUUAAUCAAUCAGAACUUCUACUUGUACAAACAACAAAUAAUUCUCAAUCGAAUGCACUUGUUUUAAGUGGUAUGAUGAAUUUAACAUAUCGAGAAUCACAACAAAGACGUCCAUUAGAUUGUAAUUUAUUCAGUAUGACUUUAUUUUCAUGUCAAAUGAAUAA